Messenger RNA from Ziziphus jujuba (common jujube), 2764 nucleotides. RefSeq lists its product as uncharacterized. The record is from RefSeq and is a predicted model, not a curated record. Lineage: Eukaryota; Viridiplantae; Streptophyta; Magnoliopsida; Rosales; Rhamnaceae. The coding region runs from base 244 to 2454 and encodes 736 amino acids. Gene Ontology annotation, cellular component: eukaryotic translation initiation factor 2B complex. Gene Ontology annotation, molecular function: guanyl-nucleotide exchange factor activity; translation initiation factor binding; translation initiation factor activity. Gene Ontology annotation, biological process: biosynthetic process. The transcript is spliced from 15 exons.
CUCUUGCUGAAGAUUGUGUAUGAUGAUGCUGACAGUGAUAAACUAGGGUUUUUCCAAAAUCUCAGUUUUCCGAUUAAGACUUCUCGAUCUAAAUCAUUUCCGAGUUUUCCAAAAUUUUGAAUUUAGAAAUUCUUUCUAACUGUUUGCGAAAAUCUUUGAUUGCUUAAAAAUUUUAUUUGUUAAUCCGAAUAAGAAUAAGAAUAAGAAGAAGUUGCAGAAGAAGAAGAAGAAGAAGAGGCGAGAAUGGUUGCACACAAAAAAGGUGCAUCUAGAGGUUCAGAGGAGCCGGAGGAAUUGGCACGUGUGCCCUUGCAGGCCAUCCUUUUGGCUGAUAGUUUCACUACCAAGUUCCGACCAAUCACCCUUGAACGCCCCAAGGUACUAUUGCCAUUGGUAAAUGUCCCAAUGAUCAAUUACACCUUAGCAUGGCUUGAAUCUGCCGGUGUCGAAGAGGUUUUUGUUUUCUGCUGUUCUCAUUCCAAACAAGUCAUUGAUUAUUUGGAGAAUUCUGAGUGGUUUUCUCAACCAAAUUUCUCUGUCACUAUGAUAGAGUCGCACAAUUCUGUGAGUGCUGGAGAUGCUUUACGCUUGAUAUACGAGCGCAAUGUGAUACAUGGUGACUUUGUCCUAAUUAGUGGAGAUACUGUAAGCAACAUGUCACUUACACAGGCCCUUCUAGAACAUAAGGAGAGAAGAAAAAAGGAUAGUAACGCUGUAAUGACAAUGGUGAUUAAACGAUCAAAGCCUUCUCAGAUUGCACUGCAGUCUCGACUUGGCACUGACGAACUUUUUAUGGCAAUAGAUCCAAAUACGAAGCAACUGUUGUAUUACGAGGACAAGGCAGACCAUUCAAAAGGAUCUAUAUAUCUAGAUAAGUUGUUGCUCGUUGAAAAUACUUCGAUAUCUCUGCACAAUGACAAACAGGAUUGCUACAUUGACAUCUGCUGCCCAGAGGUUCUCAGCCUUUUUACUGACAAUUUUGAUUACCAACAUCUACGGCGCCAUUUUGUCAAGGGAUUGCUUGUUGAUGAUAUUAUGGGUUACAAAAUAUUCACACAUGAAAUUCAUUCAAGCUAUGCGGCUAGAAUUGACAAUUUCCGCAGUUAUGACACUGUCAGUAAGGACAUAAUUCAGCGAUGGACAUAUCCAUUGGUGCCAGAUGUUAAGUUUUUUGGGAACUCUUCAGUUAAAUUGGAAAGACAGGGAAUGUAUCGAGCAUCAGAAAUAGGGCUAUCACGUUCUGCGCAAAUUGGUCCUUUUACUGUCAUUGGAAAUGGCACCAAAAUUGGGAACCAUACUACAAUUACGAACUCAGUUAUUGGGGAAGGGUGUAAUAUUGGAUCAAAUGUUUCAAUAGAAGGUUCCUAUAUUUGGGAUAAUGUCACCAUUGGAGAUGGUUGCAAGCUAAGGCAUGCAAUAGUUUGUGCUGGGGUGAUAAUGAAGUCUGGAGCAGUUUUGGAACCUGGUGUAAUAUUGUCUUUCAAGGUAUUAGUAGGGCAACAAUUUGUUGUUCCUUCAUACUCAAUGGUAUCUUUACUUCAACAGCCAACUAAGCAAGAUAGCGAUGAGGAGUUGGAGUAUGCUGACAAUAGCAGUGGGAUUGUAGAGAUACCAUCAUUUGCAGGUACAUCGGACAAAUCCAAUGGGGAGAUGACAUCAGAACAAUCAGAGUCACAAUGUUGGCCUGCAUCACAGCUUGGUAGUGGUGGAGCUGGUUAUAUUUGGUCAAUUUGUGAAGGAGCCUAUGAUGAAGAAUGGAGGCAUUCAGUUGCUCCCAUUCCUGCAGAUAAACUUGCUGAGGCAAUGGAUGCUGCAGAUGAUGACCAAGAGUUGACACAAGAUGGCAGUAUUCUUCCACCUUCAGGAGAGUUGAAGCCUGAUUCAAACGACUCAGAAGAUGAUGAUAAUGAGGAUUCUAGAGAUGAAAUGAUAUACUUUGAGAAAGAGGUUGAAGCAACAUUUUUAAGAGCUGUGCAUGAAAAUAUCAAAGUAGACCAUGUAAUCUUAGAAGUUAAUUCACUUAGGUUGUCAUACAACAAAGUAGCUGCAGACUGUGCUGGAGCUAUAUUUUAUGCAAUGAUGAAAUUGGCUUUAGAAACCCCUCAUACUUCAGCUGGUGAAUUGCUUCAAAAUGCAACUAAUGUAAUUACGAAAUGGAAGAAGCUUUUGAAGUAUUACCUAGCAGAUAUAGAUGAGGAGAUGGAAGUAAUACUUAGAUUUGAAGAAAUGUGUUUGGAGUCUGCUAAGGAAUUCUCGCCAUUAUUUACGAAGAUAUUAAUUCAGUUGUAUGACCAAGAAGUCAUACAAGAAGACGCUAUUCUUAGGUGGGAUGAUGAAAAAAAAGAUGCCGAUGAGUCGGAUAAAAUUUAUGUUAAGCAAGCUGAAAAGUUUAUUCAAUGGUUGAAGGAGGCAUCUGAAGAAGAAGAUGAAGAGGAGGAAGGGGCAGAUUCAUAAUUCUCAUUUGGCACAUAAUGAUGUUUUUAAGUUGAACGCAAGUUGAUGUAUAAUUUUUAACACCCUUGUAUUCCUUGUAUUGUAAAAAGCCAAAAGCUCUCUUUUUUUCUUCUAAGACUUCACCCUCUCUCUCUCUCUCUCUCUCUCUCUCUCUCACAUGAACUGUCAAAUUCUUCUCCUGCAAACUUGUGAAAUUGAAAUUUUUUGUUUUAGCAUAUUUCCUAGACCAUAUCAGAGUUCAUGGAAAUCUAAUACGUUACAAUAAUGUAGUAUUGUUUUGAUCAAAAUUUUAUAUAUUAAUUUAAUGAUA